CUGCCAGCCCAGAGAGACUGAUGAUGAAGAAACAUCUCUAAAUGUACCAGGAUGGUCUUUCCUGGUUUCUCAGUUUUGCUCAGUCUUUUGUUGUUCGAAAUCUGUUUCUUUCAGACCCUGGAAACUGCAGGUGUGGCGGCCUGAGUAACAGCUGCCCUUGUCUCCUAGGCUUGGGACGGACUCUCUGGAGUUUGUGUCCUGGGGCUGUGUGCUCAGACUUGACCAUGUUUGGGCAUGGAGGCCUGUCCCGGAUGGGGACCAGAGGCCGCUCUCCCAGAGAUGGGCUGAGAGCCCAAGCUUCCUGCUGCAGCUCAGGCAGCCUCUUUUGGGGUGGGGGCUGGGGGCCAGGCCAAAAGUCUCUGCCUGCUGAAGACUCCAGGGCUCCAGAAACUAAAUGACCAGUGCCUGCAGUGGACAUGGGAAAGAAGCUGGUGAUGGCCCAGAAGCGGGGAGAGACUCGAGCCCUUUGCCUGGGUGUGGCCAUGGUGGUGUGUGCGGUCAUCGCCUACUAUAUCCUGGGCACGACCGUGCUGCCCCUCUACCAGAAAAGUGUGUGGACCCAGAAAUCCACAUGCCAUCUGAUUGAGACCAGCAUCAGGGAGCAGGAGGAGCUAGAGGGCAAGAAGGUACCCCAGUAUCCGUGCCUGUGGGUCAACGUGUCAGCUGUGGGCCGGUGGGCUGUGCUGUACCACACAGAGGACACUCGGGACCAGAACCAGCAGUGCUCCUACAUCCCAGACAGCCUGGAGAACUACCAAGCGGCCCGGGCCGAUGUGGAGAAGGUCAGGGCCACAUUCCACGAGAAACAGAUUUUCUACUGCUUCUCAGCCACUCGGGAGAACGAGACCACUGUCCUGUAUCAGCGCCUCUAUGGGCCCCGGACCCUGCUCUUCUCUCUCUUCUGGCCUACCUUCCUGCUGACUGGAGGUCUCCUCAUUAUCGCCAUGGUGAAGAUCAACCAGUCCCUCUCCAUCCUAGCGGCUCAGAAGUAGGCCUCUCCAUGUCCCAGAGCUGCCUCUGCUGCUAGAGACUGGGUGGGCCCCCAGGCUGCUCCCUACUUGGGUACCCUUGCCCCUCUUCCUGCCUUCCCACUGUUUCGCUCCAUCCCAUCUCUGCUAUCUGGAUGGGCUUUGGUGAGUCCCUUUGUCAUGUCGUUCCUGAUUAAGAAUGUACACCACUUCUUAGUGCUUCAGAGAGCUCAAGGCCAGCACGUAACAUUGUCCUAUUACCUGUCCCCGCUCAGCUGACUGAAACCCACUUCCUGCCACACCACCCACCAGCCCCCAGAUGCCAGUGAUGCUCGUCUCCAUGCCUGUGUUCUCGUGGUUGGCUCAAAGGCCUACCUUUGUCAUCCAUGGCAGAUCUCACUCUCUUCUUUGAAUUCCAUCAUGAAAACCACAGCAGCUCCCAUGUAUAGAGAACAUUUAGAAUUGGAUUGUAGGAUGCUAGGUGCUAUGUAUGUUUUUAUUCCAAUAUUAUUAAUAAAUAUAGGUACGAACUUCCAUUUGUAAAAUACGUAAGUCCUGGGUGACUAUAGUUCAUCAUACUGUACUGUAUACUUGAACGUGGCUGAGAGAGUAAAUCCUAAAAGUUCUCAUCCCAAGGAAAAAAAAAUUUGUUUUAUUUUAUUUUUUUUUUUAAAGAUUUUAUUUAUUUAUUUGACAGACAGAGAUCACAAGUAGGCAGAGAGGCGGGCAGAGAGAGAGAGGAGGAAGCAGGCUCCCCGCUGAGCAGAGAGCCCGAUGCGGGACUCGAUCCCAGGACCCUGAGAUCAUGACCUGAGCCGAAGGCAGCGGCUUAACCCACUAAGCCACCCAGGCGCCCCAUAAGGAAAAAAAAUUUGUAACUGUGUAUGGUGACAGAUGUUAACUAGACUUACUGUGAUGAUCAUUUUGCAAUAUAUAUAAACAUAUCAAAUUAUUAUGCUGUACACCUGAAAGUAGUGUAAUAUCUCAAUAAAAAAUAUAUAUAUAUCACAAGAGUCUAUUAGAAAAUACACUAAAAUAUAUCAAAAUAUUAACAGUGGGAUUGGGGAUUGGGAUGGUGGUUAAUUUUAAUUUUCUUUCUCAUUCUUUUUAUCUUUGGUACUUUUCUAAAUUUUCAGCAGUAGGAAGGUGUGGUUUCAUUGUUUUUUUUUUUUUUUUAAAUAAAUACGCUUGUCUUCA
Messenger RNA from Mustela lutreola (European mink), 2165 nucleotides. It is a transcript of the gene KCNMB1, whose product is annotated as potassium calcium-activated channel subfamily M regulatory beta subunit 1. The transcript has 4 exons. The record is from RefSeq and is a predicted model, not a curated record. Gene Ontology annotation, molecular function: potassium channel regulator activity; calcium-activated potassium channel activity. Gene Ontology annotation, biological process: detection of calcium ion; potassium ion transport. Bases 417 to 992 code for a protein of 191 amino acids. Gene Ontology annotation, cellular component: voltage-gated potassium channel complex; membrane. NCBI's taxonomy places the organism in Eukaryota, Metazoa, Chordata, Mammalia, Carnivora, Mustelidae.